UGUAUAAAUUAAUUGCGACAAGUUCUGUCGCGAUUAAUAAAUGAAAUUUUUCAAACGAAGGUUCGUCAAACGCAUGGAAUCUUUGUUUUCGUAUUCUUUGCUGGUACAAUGUGGCUUGAACGUUAUUUGUAUGAGUAUUUGCCUGUAUCAAAUAGCAGUGUUGUAUGGCGAAUCCAUACAAAUAAUUAAAUUUAUUGCAUUCGUUCUUUGCGAGUUAUUCCACUUAUUUAUUGCCAGUUUGUCCGGGCAAACUAUAAUAGAUCACAGUAGUGACGUUUAUAUCAAAGCUUAUAGUGGUCUUUGGUACGAGGCGCCCAUAGAAGUACGUAAAUUACUGAUAUUGAUAAUGAGAAGGAGCUUUAAACCUUCUCAAUUAACAGCUGGAAAAAUAUUCAUCUACUGUCUGGAUGGUUUUUCAAUGGUAAUCUAA
Messenger RNA from Vespula vulgaris, 430 nucleotides. Its product is annotated as odorant receptor 4-like. The transcript is spliced from 3 exons. Gene Ontology annotation, biological process: detection of chemical stimulus involved in sensory perception of smell; sensory perception of smell. The record is from RefSeq and is a predicted model, not a curated record. Gene Ontology annotation, cellular component: plasma membrane. Lineage: Eukaryota; Metazoa; Arthropoda; Insecta; Hymenoptera; Vespidae. Gene Ontology annotation, molecular function: odorant binding; olfactory receptor activity. Bases 41 to 430 code for a protein of 129 amino acids.